CACAACAUUCCAAUCCCUCCCAAACCAUCCUCCCACACUCCCUCCUCUCCCCUGCCCUGACCGGGCUGUGUGUGUGGGACUGUGACACGUAACUGUGUCUGCUUUGAGGACGUGACCAGGCAGGACACCUCCACCUGGGCAAACAGAGCAGGGAGGGGAUUUAACUGCCCUGUGCCCCCCCCAUAAACUGUCCAGAUCUGAGCAUAAUUCAUCAUGGAGGCAAGAGACGCGACUGCAGGAGCUCUUGUAGGGAAUGAUGGAGAAGAACCUAAAGAACAAACUGCAAAAAAUGCUGCAGCUCCUAAAAAAGAUGAACCCCAGAGCAAAAGUGGGUUUGAGAAGAUCUUUGGGUUCAGGAAAGAAGACCUGACGUCCUGGGAAAGGCUGGUGACCCUCCUGAACCGUCCCACUGACCCAGCAUCCUUGGGCAUCUUCCGCUGCCUGUUUGGGUUGCUGAUGGCUAUUGAUGUCACGCAAGAGCGAGGCCUCAGUCACCUAGACUACAAGUACCUGGAUGGAGCCCCUGUGUGCCGGUUCCCCCUCUUCGAUUUCCUGCAGCCUUUGCCUCUGGAUUGGAUGUAUCUGGUUUAUGUGGUGAUGUUCUUCGGUGCUGUGGGCAUCAUGCUUGGCUGUUUCUAUCGUCUCUCCUGCCUCAUGUUCAUCUCCACGUAUUGGUACGUUUUCUUCUUGGACAAAACAACCUGGAACAAUCACUCAUACCUCUAUGGCCUCAUUGGAUUCCAGCUCCUACUCAUGGAUGGAAACAGAUACUGGUCAAUCGAUGGAUUGCGGAGGCCCUCAAUCAGAAAUGCUCAUGUGCCUCUGUGGAAUUACACCUUGUUGAGACUGCAGAUAUUUAUUGUAUACUUCAUCGCUGGAAUCAAGAAGCUGGAUGCUGAUUGGGUGGAGGGAUACUCAAUGUCAUACUUGGCACACCAUUGGCUGUUUGAUCCCUUUAAAAUGAUCCUUCCUGUGGAGAUAAUAAAUCUUCUGGUGGUGCAUGCAGGAGGUCUUGUCCUUGAUCUGACUGCAGGAUACCUGCUGUUUUUUGACGUCACACGGCCGUAUGGCUUUUUCUUUGUCUCCUACUUCCACUGCAUGAACUCUCAGCUCUUCAGCAUCGGGAUGUUUUCAUACACGAUGCUGGCCACAAGUCCCCUCUUCUGCUACACCGACUGGCCGAGGAGAUUCUUUGCCCGCUUCCCAGAGUUCCUCAGGGCAGUCCUGCCACUCACCCCACCAGACGUUCAGCCAAGUACUUCCUGUGUUUACAACGAGGUCCGGAGCCCGAACACCGAACGCCAGGAGACCCCACCUGUUGCCAAGCCUCAACUGAGACUGAAGCACAAGCUGGGAGCUAUUUUUACUAUUGUUUACAUAAUGGAACAAUUUUUCAUGCCCUACUCCCACUUUAUUACACAGGGUUACAACAACUGGACCAAUGGCUUGUAUGGAUACUCGUGGGACAUGAUGGUUCACUCCCGCUCUCAUCAGCAUGUGAAGAUCACCUACAAAGAUGGAAAAACAGGAGAAAUCGGAUAUCUGAACCCAGGGGUGUUCACACAGAGCCGUCGCUGGAAAGACCAUGGAGACAUGCUUAAGCAGUACGCCACGUGCCUCCAUCACUUCCUGCCUCGCUAUAAUAUCACUGAUCCUGAAAUCUACUUCGACAUCUGGGUGUCAAUUAAUGAGCGUUUCCAGCAAAGGUAUGAAAGAGAAAAAUGUGCUGAUAUUGACCCCCGUGUGGAUGUUGUGAAGGCUGAUUGGUCUCCUUUCCAACCAAACUCAUGGCUCAUGCCUCUGCUGGUAGACCUCUCACCCUGGAGGACUAAGUUCCAGGAGAUUGAGGGCAGUUUGGACAAUCAGACAGAGAUCGUCUUCAUCGCUGAUUUCCCAGGCCUCCAUUUAGAGAACUUUGUGAGUGAAGAUCUGGACACCAGCGUUCAAGUACUGCAGGGCACAGUGAAAGUUGAGGUGGUGGAGGAGAAGAAGAACUACACUCUGAAGCCUGGUGAAAAGAUAAAGGUGCCGGCAGGAGCUUACCAUAAGGUGUACACAGUGUCUGAAGAGGCUUCUUGCUACAUGUACAUCUACGUCAACACAACAGAAGCGGCGCUGCAGGAGAACUUCACUAAACUGUUUGAGAUCCAGGAGCGGGUUCGUAAUGGAACAGAAACCGAGCCCCUUCCUCCUGAGCUGCAGCCUCUCAUGGCUGCAGACAGUGAUGAAGGAGCUGAGGUCAACGCCACCGACCCGAUUGUGCAGCUGUUUCUGAAGAGGCAGCGCCGAAUAAAGGAGGUGAAGAAGCGUAGGGAGGCAGGUGUUCUGGAGCGACUGGAGCGCUUUGCAGUGAAAAAAUACUACACAAUACGGAGAGGAUUCCUGAUGACAGCCAUUGCUAUGAGAAACCUGGCGGUGGGUCUCCCUCCUCUCGAACAGCUGACGAGAGAAGUUGAGUUUGCCAACAUGAAAGCGCCGCAGGCAGAUGGCAGCCAGGAUGAUCGGCUGAAAGAUGAAGUGGGUCAUGGGGAACUUUAAAGAGGCCGCUGGGACCAAACAUACUUUUCUAAAUGGCCUGCAGGUGCUGAAUCAAACACCCAUGUGUGUGUUUCCACUGGACUAUUACUGGGACGACCCAGUGAAGAAAUCAAAGGAUUUUUAAUUUACUAUGCUUCAGAAGCAUUUCCGAUUAUUUCCAAAUGUAAAGUCUGUAUUUUUUUUUUUAAGCUUUUGGUCAUGAAUCUGAAAUUAUGCAGAGGAUAUCCUUCUGUUAAUGCUGCAGCACAUGAACACUGUAUGUUCACAGAAGUGCACUGCUUUGCUUUGCUGAGCAAGAUGACAUUUCCUGUUUAAUCUAGUCUGGGAUUUUUUUUAAAGUGCAAUUUCUUGUUUGUUGAUAUGACCAAAAUCAAAUAUCUUGACACUGACAGUUACUGAAAAAAGCUGUAUGAUAAACUAGCUUUGCAUUUGAAUGUGCAGGAAGAUUUUGAAAAUACUGAAGCAAGAUUUGGGAAUGCAUUUUUGCCUUGGAUGAAAAUAUGCAACAAACAAGCAUGUUACUGAACUGACAGAUUUAAGGGGUAGAUUUAUGAUAAUUGUAGCAACAUGAACUUGACCAGGAUGGACCAUAAACCCCUGCUGCUUAAUUCCCCUGCUCUACUUCCACAUUUAUAAUUACACAGAAGGAUAUGCAGACCUCUGUUGUCGCAGGAAUCAUGCUCCUGAUGUUUUAUGCUAACCCUUUAAUGUGAGAAAAGCCUGACAAAAAAACAUUAACCUGUAAAUUGUCUCCUUAAAUUUUUAGUCAUUUUUAUAAUAAAGAUAUCAUGUUUGAAUACAUUCAAUGUUUUUUAAUUAAAAAUAAACUUCAACUCUCA
Messenger RNA from Notolabrus celidotus (New Zealand spotty), 3377 nucleotides. It is a transcript of the gene ggcx, whose product is annotated as gamma-glutamyl carboxylase. Gene Ontology annotation, biological process: peptidyl-glutamic acid carboxylation. Gene Ontology annotation, molecular function: gamma-glutamyl carboxylase activity; vitamin binding. NCBI's taxonomy places the organism in Eukaryota, Metazoa, Chordata, Actinopteri, Labriformes, Labridae. The record is from RefSeq and is a predicted model, not a curated record.